This is a messenger RNA of Coffea arabica (coffee), 759 nucleotides long. RefSeq names its product early nodulin-like protein 20. The record is from RefSeq and is a predicted model, not a curated record. Gene Ontology annotation, cellular component: plasma membrane. Gene Ontology annotation, molecular function: electron transfer activity. Lineage: Eukaryota; Viridiplantae; Streptophyta; Magnoliopsida; Gentianales; Rubiaceae.
UGCAUUUUUGGGGUCUUUUUUACUUAGUUACUAGUCUUUUCUUUUGUAUAUAUUUGCUGAUUUUUCGAGGUUGAUUCGGCGGAAUAAGUUAAUUUACGGUUAGCUGGCACCAUCCAUCAACGCGAGGAAUGUGGUUCUUGGAUGGUUUGAUCAUCAUGAUGCUGGGCAAAAGGGGUGGUGCAUUAUGGCUGUUGGUGGCGGCGGCAACGCUAACCUGCGCUGCCAGCAGACUCAUCCAGGUUGGAGGUAAGCCUGGUUGGAGACCGGACGUUAACUACACCGAAUGGGCCGCUCAGCAGCAGCUUUGCGUGGGAGAUUGGCUCCUGUUCAGAUUCGAUAAGAGGAUGUACAACGUGCUGGAGGUGAACCGGACAAACUACGAGCUGUGCAACGACCAUGAUUUCAUACAGAACAUUACAAGGGGUGGGAGAGACGUAUUCCAACUCACUGAGGCCAGGCCUUACUACUUCCUCUGCGGCGGAGGCUAUUGUUACGGUGGCAUGAAGGUGGCUAUUAAUGCUGUUGAAGCAUCCCCACCUGCACCUGAACCCACCCCCAAAAAUGGUUCCCCAGUGACAACAACCAGCAGCAACCUGCUUGCUCUAACCAUGGUUUCUGCUGCUGCGGCUGUAAUUUGGUGUCAUGGGUUUCCGCCUUUCACCGUUCACCGACUUUAGCCUCUCCCUCCUAUUUGGGAUUGCAAGUAUUGAAACCUAGUUCCUGUUUGCCCGUGGUAUGAAUGGAUCAGUAGUUUUACUA